Messenger RNA from Baudoinia panamericana UAMH 10762, 1092 nucleotides. RefSeq lists its product as uncharacterized. The transcript has 3 exons. The annotation marks the transcript as partial. Gene Ontology annotation, molecular function: phosphatidylinositol binding. The record is from RefSeq and is a predicted model, not a curated record. NCBI's taxonomy places the organism in Eukaryota, Fungi, Ascomycota, Dothideomycetes, Mycosphaerellales, Teratosphaeriaceae.
AUGUCUCAGUCAUCUUGGUGGGAGAAGGUCAAGGCUGGCGGGAAAGUGGUGGGAGAUGCGACUUGGAAGGUUGUAGACAAGGUCGGAGCGCCGGUGAAUAAGCUGACGAACAAGCUUGGAAGCGAAGCGUUCUGGCCGACGACGUUGGACAAGGAGAGCGACAAGGCAGCACGGAUAUUGAAGAGUUUCUGCACGGAUGGCUUCUACGCCGAAGAGGAGCGGCAGCCCGUGGAUGGACCGAAGCAGAAGCAAAAGGUGCUUAAGAAAAUUCCCGCAAAGGUGAUCCAAAAUGCAAAAGGUUUGGCCAUCUUCACCACCAUGCGCUCAGGUCUAUGGAUGUCAGGAGCUGGUGGGUCUGGUAUCAUCAUCGCGCGCCUGCCAGAUGGAUCAUGGAGUCCACCUUCAGGCAUCCUGCUGCAUACCGCAGGUCUAGGUUUCCUGGUCGGUAUCGAUAUCUACGAUUGCGUCGUAGUCAUCAAUACCGAGCAAGCGAUGGAGGGCUUCACAAGGCUGCGGUGCACCCUGGGCAGCGAGAUCAGCGUCGCGGCAGGACCGAUUGGCGCAGGUGGCAUCCUCGACACAGAGCUCCACAAGCGACAAGCCCCGAUCUUCACCUACAUGAAGAGCCGAGGCUUCUAUGCAGGCGUCCAGAUCGACGGGACGAUCAUCCUUGAGCGGAUGGACGAGAACGAGCGCUUUUACGGGUACAAGUACCCUGUCAAGGACAUCCUGGCCGGCAAAGUCAGACACCCGCCGUACGAGCUCAGAACGUUGUGGCAGACCAUCAAGGCUGCACAAGGCGAUCGUGACUUCGACUCCACCGCUCUACCCACGGAACCGCCGCCGGGUGACUUCGAGGUCGAAGACGGUACCGUGUUCGGCGUGCCGGACAAGGAGGACCCGGAUCCGUACGGUGUUCUAGCCCUCGAGAAAGAAGGCAUGGGCUUAAAAGAAGCAGGUACCCACAAGCGCGCGAGCUGGGAACAGUUCAGCUUCAAUCCGGCACCGACCAGCCCGGUGCAUCAAAUCUACAAUCGCCACAGUCAGGACGCAACGACUUCCGUAAGCAGACACAACAGCUGGCGGACAAGC